UUUAUUUUUAAAGAGAGAAGAACUUUGAACUCCACAUAAUACAUUAAGUGUUGUGCUACAUGGCUAGAAGUUCAUUUGGAAACAAAAUAUCUUCUACACCAUUAUUUCUGCCAAAGAAAGUUCCAUUGGCAUAAUUUGGUGACUCACUUGCUUUUUAGUACAAUAUUGUUUCUUUUUAAAAUUUAUUAAUACUUUUCUACAUCUUUCGAAGAUAACAGUUAGAACUGAAAACAGUAUUCCAGGAGAUUUAUAUUACAACGUUAUAACAUUUUCAGUAUUCUUUUCUCUUCCAUUCUUUAUAUAUUUAAAUAUAUUGUUUGGUAUAUUGGCUGCUGCUGGACACGAGCAGAGGUCCAAAAUGUUACCUUUGGAUUGUAUAGUCAUCUGUACUUUUCUGUGCUUGUUUGGUUUGUGCUGCACUUUGAAGAAACUGUUCCCUUUAGUUAACUGUCUGCAUUGUAUCUCUCUGAAUAUUUUGAAGAGUAUAAAGGUAAGCUACAAAGUGUCCAGUUUUUCUACAAACUUUGUCACGCUGGUGGUAAAUGGGCAGUAUGUUGCCUCCUGAGACUGUGUGGAUUUGCACAAUUCACGGUAACGGUGUUCUGGAAUAUUCUCACAUCUUAGUAAAACAUCUAUAUUUCUCUUGUUUUCAUUCAUUCUAUCCCACACAAUGACAAAAUGGAACCCUUCACACCAAAACCUUCCAGAUUGGACAUUCAGCACUCAAGAACAACCAGUGGUGGGACUUGGCAAAGCAAAUAGGGCAUGUCAUUAAGACAUCAGAUUGCUGUUUAAUCUUUUUUUCUCACAGAACACUAUCUGAAUGUUUCUGUUUAUAUUCAUUCUCUUGAUUCUAAUACAAAUCUAAUCUGAACAUGGGAUUUGCCAUAUGCUUAAAUAUAGGAUUUCUUCUAAAUGUAAGGCCUAUUCAGUUCAAAGAACUCAAUAGGGACAGUCAACUUUCGAAAAUAUCCCAGUUUAGUUUCUAGUGUAUAAAACUUUCUGCUUUUAAACUGGAUAGCCCAGUUGCAUGUCUAUUAAAUCAAAACUUUCUUAAAAUAGUUUUGUUUCAAGCAAACUUCAAAAUCUCUUGUGUUCUGCUAAGGCCUGCCUCUUUGAUAUACUUUUGUUCAUUUUUCCAUAUUUUGUGGAAUUUGCCUUGCUGGUUUUUUUAAUAGCAUAAGAAAACACUUGAGCUUUUAAUUUUUUGUGUGUGUGUGUGAUCAAGUAAUUGGCAGCUGAAGCCAGAAGGUUUUGUUUCCCUAUUUGGUUGGGUGCAAUUAUAUUGUCUGUGGAUGAUUCCACAUAGUUUUUAAAAAAAUGCUUAGGAUUGUCAAUGAGAACACUUAUGUUAAUUUUAUCCUUGCUUUUGACAUACAGUUUGAUUAAGAUUUCAAUGCUGCAGACAACAUCAGAACAAUUGUGUAGAUGCAACACUUAAAUUUUGAAGAAAAUUUGUUUUAAAUUUAACAGCAUUAUAAACAUCAAGUAAAGCUCUGUAUCAUCUUCGUCACCUGAAACACAUCAGUAGGCCUGCCAUAUUUACGUCCAAAGGAAAUAAAGACUUGGAUGGAAAGUGGCUUGCUCAUCUUCAACCUCGAUGAGACGGAGGUGAUACCAGUAUGAAGAGAGACAAACCUGGGUGGGACAAAUAGGAAUUUUCAUCUAGUUCUCUAAUAAGGGCAUAUACCCUCCAAUUGUCAAUAUGGUCAAAGCAUUGGAGUCAUAAAACCUACUCAUAGACGUCCAGAUGGCUCAACAGCAGCCAACCUUUGGCUGCACAGGAGUCUGUCACUGCUUCCAGAUGUGGAUUUAGCUACAGUUAUUGCCACAUAAAACUGCAUUACUACAAUUUGGCUUCAUCCAAAAGGCUAUCGGCAAACUACAAUUUUAUUCAGCACAUACCACCUAAUCUGCUAAGUGGAGUGAACCAAUAAAAGUACAUAACACAGUACUAUCAAUUACAUUGGCUGCCAUUUGAUUUUUCAUAAAAAUUGAGGUGGUACUUCAAAGCCCUGGAUGCACUUAAAACCAAGAUCUCUCUAAGAAUUAAUCCCAAUCCCUUUCCUAAGAACAUUAAUUGAUGGAAUACAGAUUCAAGAUCAAAUGAGCUCACAGCAGUGCAUUCACAGGGAAGAUCUCUGGAACUCAUUCCCACCGAAGUUCAGGCUGACAUGAAGACUUACAUCAUAGUGUAAAAGUGUCCUCUUUCACGUGGGCAUUGCCUUCGUAUGAUAUUACUAACUAAUCCCAACAUCAUGCAUUUGGGGCAAUCGCCCAAACCGUCGCUACCUAUAAGAAAGCAAAGGGAGGGGAGAGGGUGACUCCUGAUGGAUAUGUUGCUAUGCAACGUCAUCUAGAAAUGUCUCAGUGCCUAGAUACGCAUUAUGCAAUGGCAUCUACAUGUAUAGAAAUGCUUGUACAGGGAAGAUGCGAAUUCAUUUUACAUGUUGAUGCUUGGGUAGGCGCUACACAGAAGGAGAGUCUAUAUCAUUAAUCUUUAGUUUUGUGCAUGCUUUAAAGAACAAACUUUUUUUAUUUUUUAACAUAUAUCAACUUUCUCACAAUCUAGGCAACAGCUGAGGAUCAGAUUCUAUUUACAUGACAUUUAAAAACCACAGGAAAAAACCUCCACUGCUCUUUGUUGUUGUUCAAAGAAUUUUGGAACUAUCAGUGCUGCAAGUUGAGAGAAUCCUGUAGAGAACUGAAAAUAGAAUUUUAUGGUUUCAGAGCUUGAAGCAACACUUACUCAUAAAGAUAAAAUGCAUACUCUCCGAAUGAUAGCUAAGCAACACAUUUGAGAGACUGUCACUAUGAAAAUUGUUUGUGUCCAUUGCUGUUGUAUUUGACUAAACCAGCAAAGAGCCACUUGUUUUGAAAUGCAGCUAAAGAAAAUGAGGGAAAUUUUACCAAAACUGUAUACAAGCCAAGUUAAUGACAUAAAUAAUUCUUUGACUACAUCUCCAAAGCAAGCCAAUGAGGAUGAAGCAAAUCAACCAAAAGGGACUGAAGGCCAGAAUUGUGUCUAUCAAGCGGCUGAAGCUGAGGAUAAGCUGUCAUUGAUCCUUUGUAUAAAGUGCAGAAGUGUGCAAAAACUUCCAGUGCAUGAAUUACAAAAGCAUAACAAACCCAGGCAGACUGAAGACAAAAACUUCAUUUGCAGCAGCUGUAGUCUGAAUACGCCACCGACUUUCCAUUUUGUAGCUGACAGUGCCACUGCCAUAGAUUUAGAAAAUCAAGAAAAACCAUCCCUAAGUAAAACUCAAAAAACAUUUAAAGUAAAAAACUUUCAACCAGACAAAUAUUACUGCGAUAAAUGUCGAUUUUCAACAAAGGAUCCUUUGCAGUAUAAAAAGCAUGUAGUUCAACAUGAGGAGAUUAAGUUUGUUUGCUCCCACUGUAACUAUGUAUCCUACACCAAAGGAGAAUUCCAACGGCAUUUGGUGAAACACACUGGAACUUUUCCAUAUCAAUGUGAAUACUGUGAAUAUGGUGCUGUUAGACAUGAUUAUAUAGUUAAGCAUACCAGAAGAGUACAUGAAACAGUUACUGAGAAGGGGCCAAUGAAUAUGGCUACAAAACAAGAGCAAAAGAGAUCUUGCUUACCAAAGAGAAGCACUUUGUUUUCUGAAAAGCAGAAGUGUGAUCAAAAAGUUCCUCUUCAGAAUGAACCUUCAGAUUUAUCAUCAAGUACAAUUUGCAGCAAAAUCCAAGAUGAAAUGAGCAAAACAGUUUGUUUGUCUGGCGAUGUAGAAUGUAGCCUAGGUACAGCAUCAGUCCGAGAUAAAACUGUAUUGGAACCAGCUGAAGUAAACAUAUAUGAGAACCAAAAUGUGGAAGUUGAAGUUUAUUCUCCAAAAAAAGAGCCCAUACAGCCUGGAAUGCCAUUAACAGUGAUUGCACCUUCAGAACUUGUAGUUCCUUCUAACUGCUUAGCUCAGUUAUUAGACAUAAAAAUAGUGAAUGGCACACAACAGUUGGUUCUUAAACUUAUUCCUCUGAAAGAAACCAGUAAUAAACCUAUAAACUGCGAAGAAGAAGAACUGGGAAAUCAAGGUGCAGAACAAACAAAGAAAGGAAAAAGAAUAACUUCUGUUGCUCAAAAUGAAUUAACCACCGAAGCAACUGUAAAUUUAUCUAGUAUUAGUAACAUUUUUGCUUCAGAUAAUAAAUACCACAAGAACUCUGAAUGUCUUAAUUCCUCCAAUUCUCAUACUUCAGACUGUAACUCAAAUGUACCUAGGCAGGAUAAAUCAAGAAUAAGUUGCCCUAAAUCCUCAAAUAAGGAAAAAUAUGCAAAAAAUGAUUUAUACUGUUCUAAAGAGACUCUGGACAUGUCCACAUGUGCAUAUGCUGCUUCCUCUGAAGGUGAUAGAUCCCAAACUGUUUUGUUGCAGGCAGCUCAGAAGAGCAACAGUUCCUCUUCAUCUCUUGCCCUUGGAGAAAAGGACAUAUUGCCUUUAAAUGGUGAUGACAAAGAAUGCAGGAGCCACAUCAUUAGCUCUCUGGAAACACAUUUAUUUGAUACCUGUUUGGUUAAAGAAUCUUUGAAAACUUCUCAAGGAGGGGGAGAGUUCUGUUUAAAUAAAAGUGCAUCUUUAGAGGAAUCAAGUGUUGGCUUAAGUAAAUUAAACACAGAGCACUCUGAUUGUCAAAAUAAUCUAUUAGAAGCUUUAGAAUUGCAGAAUGUAGAAAAUAAGGACAGCCCUCCUGAGGGUCCUGUCAUUUCAUCUGUAUUUUCCCUUAGCUCUGGGGCUGAAAACAUCCCAGAGGGAAUCAAGUGGGAUAAUACUGCAUGCAAUAAAAAGUCAACAACAAUGCUGUGUAGAAAGAUUGCUCAGUUGAUGUCUGCUGCUGAGUGUAAUGUGAAAUCUACAUUGGCUGCUUCACCUAUGCCUGUUAGAUGUUGUGCUUCUAAUAAGAAGAUGCCUUUGCCUCAGGAAACUUUAGCAAACUCUGAAAAAAAUGUCCCUGUUACUGAAUUGGAACAAUUUGCAUCUUCUCUUCAAACACCGCAGAAUGGUGGGAUUGGUAAUGAACUGUGUAAUAAACAACAACCACAAUCACGGUCAGCUACAACAAAAACUAAAAGUAGAAUGACUAAAAACACUCACAUUGCUACUCCAGUGUUCAUUCCAAAAGGGACAGUGCUGAGGGUCCUGAAUGUCACUAAGAGUGAGAACACAAAAGAAGCAGGAGAUAACAAAAUGACAUCUGCUACGCUGUGUUGCAACGAAAUGUUUCUACCACGACCAGUUCCUUUCAGCAUUUCUGAGAAACUAAGCAGUAACUUACCUUUGCCCAAUGAGAGUGAACUUAAUGAGCAGUCCAGAAAUCAAAAUAUGUCACUUAGGCACAGACCAAAAAGAGAGGCUAAUGCAAAAAGUAAUAGCAAACAAAAUUGUGUACUACUGCAUCAAAAAAGUGAUGAGCUAAGUAAGCAGAGCAAACUUACUUCAAAGGAUCAACUUGUACCUAAAAAUAAGGUAAAACCAGCAAAUUCCAGGGAUUAUUUGUCUAAGAAGAAAACAAGAAUUCACUCAGAAACCAAUGGCAUUUCUGAGGCGAUGCCUCUUUUGACAGCAAGACGUCUUAGGCUUGUACCUCUUAGAGAACAUCAGUUGAUAAAAUGUCCUCGUCGUAACCAGCCUGUAGUUGUGUUAAAUCAUCCUGAUGUUGAUUCAGCAGAGGUAAUUAAUAUAAUGAAAAUUGUCAACAAGUAUAAAGGCAAUAUUGUGAAAGUCGUUUUAUCAGAAAGAACGAGUAGUUGUCUUGGUGUGAAACAGUAUAAUAAACGGCUUACAUUUCAGAACUUGGAAACAACAAGCCAAAUGAAAAAGCAGAACUUUUUAAAAAUGAAGCUAAAAAAGACCCAUAAAAACAACUACCGGGUUGUGGAAACGUCACCAGCUAAAACACUGCAGUGUAUGUUUAAGUGUUGGUUUUGUGGAAGGAUAUAUGUAGACCAGGAAGAGUGGAUAAGUCAUGGACAGAGACAUUUGAUAGAAGCAACCAAAGGCUGGGAUGUUCUUUCUCUUCCUCUAGAGAGCCACAAGUGAGAAACUGUCAGUUUACUGCACUUAUUUUAACACGAGUGCCAUUAAUUUGUUUGGAAAGGGAGACAGAAGUAAAUAUUUUACUGGAGGAUUUUUAUAUUUAGCAGGUGGGAGAGUGGUAAUAGGGAUUACAAACUGUAUGAGAAGCCAGUCUUGAGCACUAAACACUACAUAGCACUCCGAUGUCUGAAAUAAGUGUUACGGCUAUCCCUUGCUUUUUUGAAGGAGACCUGGAAAUGAUUUGCUCUGAAACAUUCAAGGUGUAAUUCUCUUCAAUAGGACACUAUUUGCAGUAAUGUUAUGUUGCAGGGUCAAUAGGGUUUUAAAAUAUAUCCAACUAUAUGACCUGUGUGAAAUUAAUUGAAUUCUGUCUGAUUUUACUACUACAGCUUAGUGGUUCAGAGAUCAGGCAUAAGUCUAAUGAAGAGCAUCUUUGACCCCUCUGUGAAUAAAAAAAUGUUCAUCAUAAUUUAGUAGCAAAUUUAAAAAAAAAUGUCAGAGGAAGAAACUGGUGCUGAAUCUGAUCAAACUCAAAUUUUAUGGAACAGAAGUAACUCGACUGACUUUAGUGGAGCUACACCAGUGUAAAUGAGGAAUUGGUGAGAUCAGAAUCAGACCCAUUAUGUGGAAUGGCAAUGAAAGCUUAAUUCUGUGUUGUACAGUCAGGGGCCAAGUUGUGUCUUGUGCCACACAGGUGUGAAGUGGGAAGAGGACACAGGUGGCUACUUACUGUGCAAGCAAGCAGGAGCUCAACUUAGAGUGCUUGAAAUGAGGCCUGGCUUCUUUACUAGCUGGCAUGAUGUGAUUCUGAUGGAUUGUGCUUUAAUGAGUUAGGACCUGACCACACCAACGCAUGCUGUAGGGCGUAAUGAUCAGUGCUCUGUGUAAUCCCAUUAGAAACGUACACGUUCAGGAUAGAGUCUUUAACUAGGACCCAAGCCAGCCUAGCAGCUAGUGCAUAGAUAAGACGAACUAGCUGGAGAAACAAACUGCUGCUUUGAAAAAAGAGAAAGUAUGAUGCAGAACUCUACAUUGCCAGUACCUAUCCACAUUUUCAGUAGAAUCUUUGUUUAGACAUCCUAAAUUUGAAGAAUUUGCAUGUUAGAAUCUACACAUGUAAGCCUGAAUUCAGCAAGCUACUUACCAAUAAUAAUAAUAAGCACAUGCCAUUGAUUGUUGUGUGACUACUCAGUAAAGUCAAUAGGAUGAUUCAUGUGCUAAGUGCCUUGCUGAAUGAAGGUGAGUUUUUAGUGGGGAUGGAGGAUGGAUGAUAGUGAAGUUAAGAAUUUUCUUGGUUAUCUUGUCGCAAAUUGUAAACCAUUUUAUUUUUUAAAAUUUCAUGUACAGCAAGUGAUGAAUUGAGCACAUAUUUGCAGUCACAUUUCUACAGGUAAAAAAAUAAUUAAUUUAAUGCUGGAGAUAUAUUAUACAUUUGAACUUUGUAUAAAUGCUUGUAGUUCCUAAUUGUUAACAGUGGAAAAACACAUUUUGUUA
This is a messenger RNA of Chrysemys picta bellii (western painted turtle), 7550 nucleotides long. Lineage: Eukaryota; Metazoa; Chordata; Testudines; Emydidae. The record is from RefSeq and is a predicted model, not a curated record.